AUGUUGGAGGAUGAUUUUACUUCGAUGGUAUUUUCGUAUAUUGAAUUUACAAAUAUUAUGUGCACUUCACUCGAUAAGGAUUUUGCCGAUUUCGAAUAUUGCUACUUAAAAUCGGUCAACCGGUCCUUCAAAUAUAUGUCACUAAGGUUAAAACUUUACAAAGUGCCACUAACAAAUAUAACGAUUCAGUACCAAGUUUUAAAAAAAGCUAAUGGAUAUAAGCCUUUUAUGUAUAAUAUAACAUUUGAUGUUUGCAAGUUCUUGAAAUCGCCUAAUCAUCCAGUAACAAAAAUAUUUUAUAGUUUAUUUAGAAAUCGUUCAAAUGUAAAUCACACAUGUCCAUACAAUCAUGAUUUUAUAGUGGAUAAACUUGAUUCGGCGGUAUUAAAUGAAAAGACAUCACGUUUACCGAUUCCGGAUGGAGAUUAUGCAGUUUAUAUUACAUGUUUUGCUUAUAAUAUUAAACGUAUUUCAGUUAAGGUGUAUAUCAAAGUAUUUUACAAAAAUGUACCAUAA
This is a messenger RNA of Teleopsis dalmanni, 516 nucleotides long. RefSeq lists its product as uncharacterized. NCBI's taxonomy places the organism in Eukaryota, Metazoa, Arthropoda, Insecta, Diptera, Diopsidae. The record is from RefSeq and is a predicted model, not a curated record. The coding region runs from base 1 to 516 and encodes 171 amino acids. The transcript is spliced from 4 exons.